Molecule: messenger RNA, 13159 nt
Organism: Homo sapiens (human)
Lineage: Eukaryota; Metazoa; Chordata; Mammalia; Primates; Hominidae
Gene: NAP1L1
Product: nucleosome assembly protein 1 like 1
Exons: 15
Coding region: 140-1315 (391 amino acids)
Biological process (GO): nucleosome assembly; positive regulation of neural precursor cell proliferation; positive regulation of neurogenesis
Cellular component (GO): nucleus; chromosome; melanosome
Source: RefSeq, marked reviewed
CUUUUUUAGCGCCAUCUGCUCGCGGCGCCGCCUCCUGCUCCUCCCGCUGCUGCUGCCGCUGCCGCCCUGAGUCACUGCCUGCGCAGCUCCGGCCGCCUGGCUCCCCAUACUAGUCGCCGAUAUUUGGAGUUCUUACAACAUGGCAGACAUUGACAACAAAGAACAGUCUGAACUUGAUCAAGAUUUGGAUGAUGUUGAAGAAGUAGAAGAAGAGGAAACUGGUGAAGAAACAAAACUCAAAGCACGUCAGCUAACUGUUCAGAUGAUGCAAAAUCCUCAGAUUCUUGCAGCCCUUCAAGAAAGACUUGAUGGUCUGGUAGAAACACCAACAGGAUACAUUGAAAGCCUGCCUAGGGUAGUUAAAAGACGAGUGAAUGCUCUCAAAAACCUGCAAGUUAAAUGUGCACAGAUAGAAGCCAAAUUCUAUGAGGAAGUUCACGAUCUUGAAAGGAAGUAUGCUGUUCUCUAUCAGCCUCUAUUUGAUAAGCGAUUUGAAAUUAUUAAUGCAAUUUAUGAACCUACGGAAGAAGAAUGUGAAUGGAAACCAGAUGAAGAAGAUGAGAUUUCGGAGGAAUUGAAAGAAAAGGCCAAGAUUGAAGAUGAGAAAAAAGAUGAAGAAAAAGAAGACCCCAAAGGAAUUCCUGAAUUUUGGUUAACUGUUUUUAAGAAUGUUGACUUGCUCAGUGAUAUGGUUCAGGAACACGAUGAACCUAUUCUGAAGCACUUGAAAGAUAUUAAAGUGAAGUUCUCAGAUGCUGGCCAGCCUAUGAGUUUUGUCUUAGAAUUUCACUUUGAACCCAAUGAAUAUUUUACAAAUGAAGUGCUGACAAAGACAUACAGGAUGAGGUCAGAACCAGAUGAUUCUGAUCCCUUUUCUUUUGAUGGACCAGAAAUUAUGGGUUGUACAGGGUGCCAGAUAGAUUGGAAAAAAGGAAAGAAUGUCACUUUGAAAACUAUUAAGAAGAAGCAGAAACACAAGGGACGUGGGACAGUUCGUACUGUGACUAAAACAGUUUCCAAUGACUCUUUCUUUAACUUUUUUGCCCCUCCUGAAGUUCCUGAGAGUGGAGAUCUGGAUGAUGAUGCUGAAGCUAUCCUUGCUGCAGACUUCGAAAUUGGUCACUUUUUACGUGAGCGUAUAAUCCCAAGAUCAGUGUUAUAUUUUACUGGAGAAGCUAUUGAAGAUGAUGAUGAUGAUUAUGAUGAAGAAGGUGAAGAAGCGGAUGAGGAAGGGGAAGAAGAAGGAGAUGAGGAAAAUGAUCCAGACUAUGACCCAAAGAAGGAUCAAAACCCAGCAGAGUGCAAGCAGCAGUGAAGCAGGAUGUAUGUGGCCUUGAGGAUAACCUGCACUGUAAUAGCCUAAACACAACUCUUAUUUACUUACAGCCUUAUGUUUUUGUAUUUUCUUGGUAGACUAGGUAAUUUUUUUUUAAAGGACAGGAAACUGAUAUUUUAAAGACCAAUUUGUUCUACCUAGCAUUUUAACUAGUUUUUCUGCCAGCUAUGUUGAAUGCACAAAUUCUGUCACGCAUGUUCAUUCAUUGCUACAUAAUUUGGUUCUUCUGGAAUAUUUUUAUGUAGCUCUUGGAGUACAGCUAUGAAAAUUAACAACUGUUAAAGGAAAUACCUUUUUUUUUUUUUUGUAAUUUUUUCCUUGAAGAACCAAAGUAUUUUUUCAGCUGGUUGUUGAAUAGGGUUAAGUCCGCUUGGAUUAGCUGUGCCUUUCAUUACUUUGUUACAGAAAUGCAGUGACUUAUACUAAGACAAUUUAUUGUUUAAAAAAAAAAUUGGCAAGACAACUAUAUGGUUAAGAAUUUCCAGUAUGACCACACCCAAUAACUGUUAUUAGAGUGUUAAUGGAUUAUUGUGUUUUAGGUGACAUAGUUAACUGUAAAGUAACCUGACUCAGUAUAGUUACUGGUACCACAGUGAGGUGAAUAAAACGGGAUUUUCAGAAGUUAGCCUGAAUUUAACUGUAUUUUUAAAUUUAACCUCCAUUAACUAAGCAUCUUUUCUUUGUGGUAGGGUCUACCUUCUGCUUCCCUGGAAAGGAUGAAUUUACAUCAUUUGACAAGCCUAUUUUCAAGUUAUUUGUUGUUUGUUUGCUUGUUUUUGUUUUUGCAGCUAAAAUAAAAAUUUCAAAUACAAUUUUAGUUCUUACAAGAUAAUGUCUUAAUUUUGUACCAAUUCAGGUAGAAGUAGAGGCCUACCUUGAAUUAAGGGUUAUACUCAGUUUUUAACACAUUGUUGAAGAAAAGGUACCAGCUUUGGAACGAGAUGCUAUACUAAUAAGCAAGUGUAAAAAAAAAAAAAAAAGAGGAAGAAAAUCUUAAGUGAUUGAUGCUGUUUUCUUUUAAAAAAAAAAAAAAAAAUUCAUUUUCUUUGGGUUAGAGCUAGAGAGAAGGCCCCAAGCUUCUAUGGUUUCUUCUAAUUCUUAUUGCUUAAAGUAUGAGUAUGUCACUUACCCGUGCUUCUGUUUACUGUGUAAUUAAAAUGGGUAGUACUGUUUACCUAACUACCUCAUGGAUGUGUUAAGGCAUAUUGAGUUAAAUCUCAUAUAAUGUUUCUCAAUCUUGUUAAAAGCUCAAAAUUUUGGGCCUAUUUGUAAUGCCAGUGUGACACUAAGCAUUUUGUUCACACCACGCUUUGAUAACUAAACUGGAAAACAAAGGUGUUAAGUACCUCUGUUCUGGAUCUGGGCAGUCAGCACUCUUUUUAGAUCUUUGUGUGGCUCCUAUUUUUAUAGAAGUGGAGGGAUGCACUAUUUCACAAGGUCCAAGAUUUGUUUUCAGAUAUUUUUGAUGACUGUAUUGUAAAUACUACAGGGAUAGCACUAUAGUAUUGUAGUCAUGAGACUUAAAGUGGAAAUAAGACUAUUUUUGACAAAAGAUGCCAUUAAAUUUCAGACUGUAGAGCCACAUUUACAAUACCUCAGGCUAAUUACUGUUAAUUUUGGGGUUGAACUUUUUUUUGACAGUGAGGGUGGAUUAUUGGAUUGUCAUUAGAGGAAGGUCUAGAUUUCCUGCUCUUAAUAAAAUUACAUUGAAUUGAUUUUUAGAGGUAAUGAAAACUUCCUUUCUGAGAAGUUAGUGUUAAGGUCUUGGAAUGUGAACACAUUGUUUGUAGUGCUAUCCAUUCCUCUCCUGAGAUUUUAACUUACUACUGGAAAUCCUUAACCAAUUAUAAUAGCUUUUUUUCUUUAUUUUCAAAAUGAUUUCCUUUGCUUUGAUUAGACACUAUGUGCUUUUUUUUUUUAACCAUAGUUCAUCGAAAUGCAGCUUUUUCUGAACUUCAAAGAUAGAAUCCCAUUUUUAAUGAACUGAAGUAGCAAAAUCAUCUUUUUCAUUCUUUAGGAAAUAGCUAUUGCCAAAGUGAAGGUGUAGAUAAUACCUAGUCUUGUUACAUAAAGGGGAUGUGGUUUGCAGAAGAAUUUUCUUUAUAAAAUUGAAGUUUUAAGGGACGUCAGUGUUUAUGCCAUUUUUCCAGUUCCAAAAUGAUUCCAUUCCAUUCUAGAAAUUUGAAGUAUGUAACCUGAAAUCCUUAAUAAAAUUUGGAUUUAAUUUUAUAAAAUGUACUGGUGAUAUUUUGGGUGUUUUUUUUUAAAUGAAUGUAUAUACUUUUUUUUUGAAGAGUGGAGAGUAGUGAUGUCUAGAGGGAGCUAUUUUGUGCUGAGGCCACUAUGUUCUGUAAAUAUAUAAUUUUAAGAGCAACCUCACAAUCCCUGCUAAGUGGAGUUUAUUAUUUGAAGACUAAAAUGGAAUUCCAUAGUUCCUGAUAGGUUAUAUUCUGGGUUAUUAUUCUGAGUUAUCUACAAACAUUUUUGAGAUUUGUCUUUACACUCUGAUUGUAGUUUCCAGCAGCCCAUGCACACUGCCAAGUAAGUCUCAUUUUUUCCUGUUAGAAAUGGUGAAAUAUCAUAUAAUCACUUAUAAAGAAAACUGAUAUGAAAAAAUUUUAGAGUUGUUUGCUUUAUGGUCACUCAAGUAGGGUAAGUGUUCCACAAAUUCCACAAGUUGAUAGUUUAACAUGGAUGUCUGAAAGCCACAUAUAUAAUUUCUUAGGAUUCUUAAAUUAGUAAAUCUAGCUUACUGAAGCAGUAUUAGCAUCACUAUUUUAGAUUGCAAAAAUACCUUAAUUGUGUGGAACUGGCUUGUAGAGUGGUACUUAAGAAAAAUGGGAUUCUACCUCUAUUUCUGUUUUAGCACACUUAAUCAGGAAAGGAUAUAUUAACUUUCAUAAAAAUAUUUUUGUUGUGUGAAUAGGUUAAUGAUAUGGUAAGGCCCCUAAAAUAACUGAAUUAAUUGUUUAUUGUAAUUGUAGGCCAUUCCCAUUAUUAAAAAUAAAGACAAAACUUGAAGUAACUGAAAAUCUUAUCGUGCUAUGUAGAAAUAUUGAACUAAUAUUCAAAUAUUUGAAUGCUUUGGUUUCAGGGAUUGGUUUAAAAUUGGAGUCCUUUUUUAUGGGUUAGUCUUACAAAAAUUUAAGCCUUUAUAUUUUUGACUUUAAAUCAAAACAAAUGUUAUUUUAAAUGUACAGAAUAGAUUGGUAGUGCAGAAGAGUGUAAGUUCUUCAUAGGAGCUUUAGAAAAGAGAAAUAUGUGCUAAUUCAGUUUUUUUUUAAUCUGCACUGUACAUAUAUACUUGGUAAUUAUGAGCUUGAUUUUGUUUUUGGAAAUAUGUGUUCAUAAUUUAGGUAAUUUGCUACUUAAAGCACUAAGUCUCUGAUACCUGAAAAGUACAUGUAAAUGGUGAUGGUGAAAUAAUACUGCAGUUAACUUAAUAGAUGUAUACUGGUGAUUUUUGUAUGCUGGAUUAAAACUCCAGAUAUUAAAAUAUAACCUGGAUAAAAAGCCAAGUUCUUGGACUGAUUGAGGAUCACUUACAUGACUUUACAGAAAUGGAAACAUCCUUGUUGGUAUAUGAAAUUAUUUUACUCAAGGAUAAGUAUUCAUAAGAAAUUUUGAUUGAUGUAUAUUUUCAAAAAUACAGUAUGCUUUGUAUCUUGUGUUUCUUCCUUUUGACAUCAUAUUGUCAGGUUUUCCAGUUUACAAAAAUUAAGUUAUUCACUAAAAUCUUAGUACAGACAGUCCCUGACUUAUAAUGGUUUGACUUAAGACUUCAGCUUUAUGAGUUUAUUGGAGUAUUAAACACAUCUUCUACUUAUGAUAUUUUUGACUUACAGUGGGCUUAUUGAGGCCCGACCAUGUCAUCCUCAAGCCAAGAGUCUGAAUAAAAGAAGAAAUGGGGUAUUUAGAAAUAAUAGAUUACUGGCGGGAAAUAAGUCAGUCUGGUUGUUUAAUUUUCCUAUGGGAAAUUGGGCAUUUUAAGUUUUGUGGAUCCUAGAACAAACUGAGUUUUAUUAUUUUGAAACCCAGGAUAAAAUAUUACAUAAAAGCAUUGCUUUUUAGUUUCUUACAUGUUUUAUCCAUUUAUUUUUAUUUUUGAGAUAGAGUCUUGCUCUGUUGCCCAGGCUGGAGUGCAGUGGCAUGAUCUCGGCUCACUACAGCUGUCAUCUCCCGGGUUCAAGCGAUUCUCGUGCCUCAGCAUUCCAAGUAGUCGGGAUUACAGGCGUGUGCCACUGAGCCCAGCUGAUUUUUGUACUUUUAGUAGAGAUGGGUUUUCACCAUGUUGGCCAGGCUGGUCUCGACCUCCUGACCUCCAGUGAUCCUCCCACCUCAGCCUCUCAAAGUGCUGGCCUCUCAAAAGUGCUGGGAUUACAAGCAUGAGCCACCACGCCCAGCCAGUUUCUUACAUGUUUUAAACUUAAAGCCAAAAAGAAGGAACUAGGAAUGUGUGAUUAAACGUGAGUGCCAGAAGUCGACAGAUCUCAUAUCCAGAGUUGAAGGUCUUAUUCAUAAUUUUAUCAUUCAUAAUGUAUUAGGCAAUUGCGGCUCUGGUAAAUUUCAUGAGGUUGUAAAAUAGUUGCUACCAGAAGGCUCAAAAUUUGUAUGAGCUUUUAGCUGAGAUUUUGAGAAUCUGUAGGAAUUUGUGAAGUGAGAGGAAGAACCUCUGAACGGUGAGCAGUUCAGGUGGAGGAACAGGAGGAAAUACAGGCAAAGGUCCCAGAACAGAACAAUUGAGGCUACAUUCAAGGAAUUGAGAUACCUGGAAAUACAGGUAGAAAUACAAGUGGCCAGUCCAUAGAAAGUUUAGCUGUGGAAGUCCUCUUAAUGGGUUUAAAACACUGGAACCACCUGUUACAAGAGUAUUUCAAGUGAGGAUGAGGAUGACCAUUCCAUGUAGAAAUUUUUUUUUUUUUUUUUUUUUCUGAGACAGGGUCUUACUUCAUUUGCCCAGGUUGGAGUGUACUGCUGCAAUCAGCCUCUCGAGUAGCUGGUAUCACAGGCACGUGCCACCACGCCCAGCUAAUUUUUACAUUUGUUGAGAGGUGUUUCACCAUGUUGGCCAGGCUGGUUUCGAACUCCUGGACUCAGGUAAUCCACCCAUCUUGGUCUCCCAAAGUGCUGGGAUUACAGACGUUAGCCACUGCACCUGGCUGAAAGAUAAUUUUUAAAGGAAGACAUGAUUGAUAGACCAAGUCAGCCAUUUGAAGGUCAGAACAUUUGAGGUAGGUGGGCCCCAGGGGCCAGUAAAGGCUUCAGGGUCAUAUAUAUGCAACUGAAAAAGUAAGUUAAAUGACGUGGCAGCAGCAGUGAACAAGACGCUGUUAGCUGUUAAGAUAAUUUACUUAGCCAAGAACAAAAGCUUUAUUUAAAAAAAUUGCUGAAUAAAGUUUUAUCUGCAGUGAAUCCCCUUAGUCAAACUCCAGAUUGGUGUUUUGGGGUAACUUAUCAAUAUUACAGCUUUCCUUCAACUCUGAAAAUAGUUGAAAGAAUUCCGGUAUAUUCUUUACUCUGAUCAACAUACUUUUUGGCUCAAAAAGUUUUCUAGUCUUACAGGCGUUUUCUAUUUCAGCCCUGGAAUGGGCCAUUUCUCCAAGGAUUGCUGGCUUCUUAGAAUAGGGAGUAUUACUUAGAAACUUAAGUCCAGUUGCUGAAUAUGCUCUUUACAGGGUAUUUCUAGGGCCUUUCAGGUGAAAGAAAAUUUGUACAUGUAUCAUAAAAACUGAACGCACAGUGGAUACUUUGAAGUUGAAUCAAACAAUGUUAUUUUUCCUACUGCUACUGCCGUCCGUAUUUGUAAUUAUUUUCAAAUAAGUGGAAUCAGUUGAUCCAACUAGGAAAGUAGAUGAGGUUGCUCUAUAGGAAUAAGAAUCCAUGAAUAAAAAUGGAGAUCUAAUUUUAGACUAAAACUUUUCAGCCCCUAAACAAAUGUCUCUGCUACCAAAUUUUAAUGGAUAUGUGUGAGAAUACAAGUAGUGUCUUUGGGUAGUGUCUUUAAACACAGGCUUUAGAGUCUGUCUACCACCUGUUGGUUCAGCAUCAGUCUUUUCAUCUGUAUUGCGAAAGAUCGUGGUGAACAUUAAUAAGGAAACAAAAGUACUUAGAGCCUAUGAGCACUUCCUAAACAUAAGAAAACCUAAAAUUUGUGAUUGGGAUUACUUUUUAAAUUGGUUUUAGAACUUUAUUUCUGAACUAGUUGGGGUUUUCUUGGUUCAAAGGCAAAAUUCCUCCUAGGUGUAAGGGAUGCAUUACUCAGUGUACAUAAGAACACUGAGACUAAGACUGGAUAAUAAAAUUAAACAUAUGCCUCGUUUUGAAGAUUUUAUGUGUAAAAAACAAAAAAAAAAUUGACCUUAACCUAAAGUGAGCUAGGUUUGAAAAUCUCAUCUCAUUCCUUUCUUGUUUUAUUUUAAUACAUGUGUUUUCAUAUGCUGUUUACUUUCUUUGGCCUUUGGCAGAACCCAGAAAUGAUCUAGGGUAAAACGAAAUGAGGUAUCGCUAUAUAUUUGGAUUUCUCAUGCUUCAGAAUACCCAAAUUGUCAUUAUUCAGGUUAUCCCUUCUAUCUCCCAACAUUUACCUGGAGCCUUGACACUGGUGUGGAUGUGACAUGGGUGUCUGUCUUGAGAUCAGAUGUGAUUUUAGACUUGGAUUAGGCCAGUCAACAAAGUUUUAUUUUUAUUAUCUUUGAGAUGAUUCUCACUAUGUUGCCUGGACUAGUGUCUAACUCCUGGGCUCAAGUGGUUGUCUCACCUCAACCUCCUGAGGUGCUAUGCUUACAAGUGGGAGCUGCCGCACUUAACUAUGGAUUUCAAAACUGGAGGCUGGAACUGUUGUCUUUGCUAUUCAUUUGGCUUGGUGAGUGGACUUAGCCACUUCACGGCAACUUGGAGAUGAAUAGCCCACUGUAUUUAACCUGCAUUUGCACUAUUUCAGCUCUGCUUGGCUGCCUUUUCUUUUACUUCUGCCACUGGGCUUUUGUGCAUGUGUUUUACUAGUUCAACAUAGGAUCUCCUUUUCAUCAGUACCUACUCUUUGGUUCUAUAAAUCUGAACUGGUUUUGAACCAGUUCAAAAUACUCUAGAAACACUUGCUUAUUAAUGAGUUUCCUAAUUUCCAGCACUGUGCUUGGAACUUGGUAAGUGUACAGAAAAGUUUUGGAUGUAUAGGUCAGUUAGGAUUUAUCUAGACCCAUUCAAUGUACCAACCAUAAUCCUGUGUGGGACUGUGUAGCAAGUCGAAUGAUUGAUUCUCAGUAGUUCAGUCUCUAAGGUCUUUUGUAGUUGUCAUAUUCCUGUAGAUUGAGAAAACCAAUGAAACAAAGCUGGAUUGUGUAUACAGUUAGCUCUUUCAUAAUGCAGGGGCUAGGGGCCCCAGCUUCCUUCAGUCAAAUCUAUGUAUAAGCUGAUUCCCCCAAAACUUGACAGCCUACUGUGGAAACUUUACCAAUAAGUCAUUUAACACACACUUUGUAUGUUAUGUGUAUUAUAUACUGUAAAAAGUAAGCUAGAGAAAAUGUUAAGCAAUCGGAAAUAUAUUAUGGCCAGGUGUGGUGGCUCAUGCCUGUAAUCCCAACACUUUGGGAGGCUGAGGCGGGCCAGUGACUUGAGGUUACAAGUUCGAGACCAGCCUGGCUAAUAUGGAGAAACCCUGCCUCUACUAAAAAUACAAAACUUAGCUGUAGGUGGUAGUGGUGUGUGCCUGUAGUCCAAGCUACUCAGGAGGCUGAGGCACAAGAAUUGAUUGAACUCUGGAGGUGGAGGUUGCAGUGAGCCCACAAGAAUUGACUGAACUCGGGAGGUGGAGGUUGCAGUGAGCCGAGAUAGUGCCACUGCACUCCAACCUGAGCAACAGAAUGAAACUGUCUGUGUGUGUGUGUGUGUGUAUGUAUAUGUAUGUGUAUGUAUAUUUACUCUCAGGUGGAACUGGAUUAUAACAGUCUCAAUCCUCACUGCCUUCAUGAAUAGCUGAGGAGGAGGGGGGUCUUGCUGUCACAGGGGUAGUAGAGACAGAAGUAAACCUGUAAGUGGACCCUCUUAGUUCAAAUUUGAUAUUCAAGAGUCAACUUAGUUGUUUUUUAAAGUCAAGGGAAGGCAUAUCAAUAGUUGCAGUUACCUAGUACUGCAUAACAAAACAACCUCCAAAACUUAAUGGCUUAAAACAAGCAAAAUUUUUCUGACUGGGCUUAGUUUGUUGCAGUCGUUUUCCAAAAUGACCAAAGACAUCAAAGCUUAAAUUACAUAUUGUAUGCCUGUUCAGGGAGAAAAACAUAUGCUUUUCCCCAUCAUUUUGGAAUCUUUUACUUGAAUUAUAGCUGGACAAUUGAUUUCCAGCUAUAAUUCAAGCUAUAACGUAGUGAACUCCCUCAGACAAAAAUGUCAAGCUUGAUUAGUAAAGGAACCUCAAGUGGUAUGUAUAAGGUGACCCUUAAGUACACGUGUUUUCAAAAGUUGGGUAUAAUGUAACUAGACUGAGAGGUUUCGAGAAAAACUUCAUUGCUAUUCCAUGUAUAGUUUUAAACUAGUGGGAUUUCAGUUUACAGUAUUAAUCAGCAAUUUGGGGAGAACUAAGUGUUCGUUUAACAUUAAGAUAAUAAAAAUAAUGCCUUAAUCAUACUUGAUUGAGAAUAUUAAUUCCCUUUUUAUGCAUAAGGAUGGAAGUUAAGUAACUUUAACAAUGACACAGUUGAGUUGUGUUGGAGCCAGCAUUUGGAUGGCCCUACACUUUGCACUGCCUUGUAGAUAUUUCUGUCACACAACUAGUGGUUAAAUAAGCAUGUUCUUUAGGCUAGAGCUUUCAGAGAUGAAAUAUUUUAGAGACCAGAGUUAAUCUAGAUUUCAUUUUAAACAAUAUUCAGAUAAUCUUUCCUUUUUCUCUCCCCUGCCCUGAAGAGUUUGUAUUUAUUAUAAUGUUGUAUAACACAGCCCCAAUACAAUGUGGCUUAUAUAGGUUUUUCUCUUAGGCUUAGACAGACUCUGGGACUGAUAUGGGAGCUUCAUGGUUCUCAGGCAGACUUUCAUUCUACUUUUUGUCUUUGGCAAGUUGGUUUAUUAUCAAGUGGUUGCUGGGGCUCUAUACAUCAUGUCCAGGUUCAAGGUACAGGAUGGGCUGAAGGAGGCUAAAGGCUACUGGCAUCCAACCUCUCCUGUAAAAAGAAGAACCUAUGGUUUAUGCUCACAGUGCUAAAAGUAGGAUAGUAAAUAAAAUAGAGCUGGGUGUGAAUGCCAAGGGAGGUUAGGAUGACAGCCACAUUGGCCACAUAUGUCGAAAUAAGUUGAUUUAGAAAAGGAUUAUUUGAUCAAGGAUAUCCUGGAACAUAAAGCAAAUAACUACAUUUUAGAAAUAAGUGAACAGGGCUAAGAAAAGUAAUUUUCUUUAAAUACGGCCCAAAAGGAUUAAUUAUGAUUGGAGUCCUGCUUUGCCCAAGGCUUUUUAUUUCAUUUUGCAUGAUAACCUUUCUCAGAACCAUGCAUGCACAAAUUAGGUUGAGACAAUGACUUAAAAGUGUAAAUGAAAUCUCAUUAGAAACAAAAACUUUCUGGUUUCUGACAUGUUUAAGGGGUGCUCAUUGUUACUCAACAAUGAUUUACUUAGGUAGUUAUUGUGAUGGGGGCGGUUCUAAUGGGAUUUCUUUUUCUGGUAGGUUUAGUGGCAACAUACAAGCUUGCCAUAAACAUUUCCUGGGUUUUAUCUUCUUGUAAAAGUGUUAUUCCACCUUUCUGAGUCUGGCUACCCCACAGAAUUCUUUUAUCCCUUUUACUCUUAGAUUACCUUGUCUGUAAUGAAACUUACCCUCUCUGAAGCCUGAGUUGUUCUUCUAAAGUAACACCACUACCACCUUCUUUAUUCUCAUGUUUUUGGGAGGAAUUGUCUACACUCACUGCUAUAUGUCCUCUAUCACCUAAGAAAGGUAUUUGCCCAUUACUGGAUUUUUUUUUCUUACAGAGAUCAAUAGUGAUCAAAUUGAACAGCCUAUGUCCUCAGGCUGUGUGUUUUGUGGCAAUGGAAAAAUGACAGCAAAAGAGGGAAAUAUCCUUGGAAUUUAGUUCCUUAAAUGGAGGUAUUUGCCCAAGUGACUGUCAGUUACAUAUUUGAGUUGCAAACAACGGGUUGCAUUUACCGGGUUUCAGAGUAGAAGCAUACUUAGGAAAGGUGGUAGGUGUUCUUGGGCUCUUCAGUGGGGACAGAGGAUUGCUUCCACUCUUAGUUACUGGGGUAUCUUGUCACCCCAGAGACCCAGAGCCAGAAUAUCAACACUUUUGAGUGAUUGCAGUUUUGUGACAACAUAAUACUGGUUCUCUCAGCCUCCUUCAUUGGAUUACCUUCCUCUCUGCUCCAUUUCAUCCAGUUCCAUAUUUUCGUUUGUCACUUCAAAGCUAAUAUUACCAUAACAAGUUUACAAAUAAUCAGACUUCCUGGUUACUUGUUAAUACUCAAUAAGAUAGCCUGCUUGCCCAUUUUGAAUAAUAUCAAUACAUUUCCAGACAAAACAUUAGUCAUUUCCCCUCAGUUUAAGUGCUGUCAAUCAGCUCUCCGUUAGGUACAAUGGCGAAAACACUCAUCCAGGAUCUUGGAUAUUUAGUGAAGUAGACGUGAAAAUUGGAUAACUACUCAUCAGAGUUUGAAGUGAUUAGGAAGGAAUUAACUCAGCCAGAGGAAAUCUGGGAUUUGAAUAGGGCUUUGAAGAAUGAAAGGUUUACAGAGGAUUUGGGAAGGUAAAUUGGAGGCUGCGAGGACAAGGAGAUGUAUGACUGGCACUCGCUCAAGGUUGAGUGGAACGAGUCAAAAUAAGUAGGACCCAUUCUGUGGAGGGCUUGUCAUGCAAGGGUAAGGAAUUGGAAUGUAUACAAUUGGAGGCGAAUAGAAGUUUUCUGUCAUGUUUUAAGAGUAAAACUGAAGGCCAUGUGUAUGAGUAUGGAUCAGGUGAUUGGGCCACCCAAGAACUUAGAUGAGAGAACUGAAUUAGGCUGCUGGCAGAACAGAAAGGACGGAGACAGCUGAUGGACGGUGCUUGGAUCCACAAUUGUGUUUGUACUACAGUUAAAAAAAAGCGCUAAGCACUCAUUAUAAAGCACUUGCUUUAAGCUGUUACACAGAUUGGUCACUAGGAGGCAUCAGUUCAUCAACUACUAAGGCGAAAAGGAAGGCAGCUCUGGACACCCACCUAAGAAGUCUGGAUAGUUCUGUGUUAAUACUUAACGUUUUCAACUCAAGGACUUUUGGAAACUAGAAUCUAGAAUAUUUCUUCUGAAUAGUACUUCAAAGAUGAAAUAAGGCUAAGAAGUCUAAACUGCACUCUGUGAGACUAUUUGUUUAUUUAUUUAAUUAUUUAUUUUGAGACAGAUUCUCGCUCUGUUGCCCAGGCUGGAGUGCAGUGGCGUGAUCUUGGCUCACUGUAACCUUCACCUCCCUGGCUCAAGCAAUUCUCCUGCCUCAGCCUCCCGAGUAGCUGGGAUUACAGGCGCUGUGGGUUUUUUUUUUUUUUGUAUUUUUAGUAGAGACGGGGUUUCACCAUGUUGGCCAGACUUGUGUCGAGCUCCUGACCUCAGGCAAUCCGCCUGCCUCAGCCUCCCAAAGUGUUGGGAUUACAGGCGUGAGCCACCGCGCCCAGCCUUGGUUAUCUUUUAUACCCUGAUGAGGGUAACGUGACAUGUUCAUAAUUUACUGGGCUUUAACUUUUUCUUGAAAGAUGUUUGACCUUUGGUCUAUCCAAAUCUUUAAUAAUGAUCAUUGUCAUGAGUUUCUACUGUAUAUUGCAAAUUGGUUUACAGAUCAGAAUUUUGUAAUCAUUAUGAAUUAAACACUUAAUAACUUUCCAA